This is a messenger RNA of Myotis myotis, 6550 nucleotides long. RefSeq names its product SET domain containing 5 (gene SETD5). NCBI's taxonomy places the organism in Eukaryota, Metazoa, Chordata, Mammalia, Chiroptera, Vespertilionidae. Gene Ontology annotation, molecular function: protein binding. The transcript has 28 exons. The coding region runs from base 770 to 5410 and encodes 1546 amino acids. The record is from RefSeq and is a predicted model, not a curated record.
CCCCCCCUUCCUUUGGCCCUUCCCCCACCCGCCUUUGCUCGCUCCGCCUUUCUGCCCCCACCCCCACCUCACGGGCAAGGGCCAUUCCCGGCCAGGAAACGCCGUGGCGCCGCGUUGGGCCUAACUCGAGUCCUCCUGCCUCCCGGGAGUGCCGAGCGCCGCAGCCCGGGCCCAGGCCCCGGCAGCGCCUGGGACAAGGUCUUCAGAGCUACUGACAUAAUUUUUUGGGACUUCAUAUUCAGAGGUCUAUAAAAAGGAUUCCUCAUGUCCAUAACAUGUUGGUUGAGGCUCUACAGCUCACCCCCACUCUCAGAGUGGCCAGUCUCCAUUAAUUGGACCCCGUGAUUUCCACUUUCUGCUGUGUUGGACGUCAUGAGCAUUGCAAUCCCUCUGGGAGUCACCACACCAGAUACAUCCUACUCAGAUAUGGCUGCUGGAUCAGAAAAGGAAGUGGAAGCCCCCUACCUUUCAAGACGAAGUGGCACUACACAAGGAUGUGAAAGUCCAGCGAAAGAGACCCAAGGGGCCUAGGGGGCAGCACACCCCCAGAAGCCAAGUCUAUUCCAGGCAGUACCAGGGAUUAGGGUCUGGGCUGGAAAAAUCCUGGUGUUUUGAAUAUGUUCAGGUCCAGUUCAGACUCUUGAUCCCACAGCCACUUCUAGAGUGAGGGUAUCCAGUCUUGGUAGUGAAUGGAAGAGGGCCUGGUCCCUGGGGCAGUGCAGAAGGCACUUUCAUCAUCUCACUCACUGCAAAUGUCAUGUGAGGUUUCAUGGAAGUAUUAAGAGAUCCAAUUAAGAAGAAUAGUUCUGAGUCUAAAGCAGCCCAGAGUGGCUUCUCUAGGGGAAACUCCCUGCUCAGCUGCCCUGAAUCUGUGGAGGCUAGUCCAGCAGUUAAUGAGAAGAGCGUGUAUUCCACUCAUAAUUAUGGGACCACUCAGAGGCAUGGGUGUCGAGGACUGCCUUAUGCUGAUCAUAAUUACGGAGCCCCUCCUCCUCCGACACCUCCUGCUUCUCCCCCUGUCCAGACGAUCAUCCCUCGUUCUGACCUGAAUGGCCUGCCGUCGCCCGUAGAGGAACGCUGUGGAGACAGCCCGAACUCUGAAGGAGAGACUGUUCCUACCUGGUGUCCUUGUGGUCUUUCUCAGGAUGGCUUCCUUCUCAACUGUGACAAGUGCAGGGGAAUGAGCAGGGGGAAGGUUAUUAGACUUCAUCGGCGGAAGCAGGACAACAUAUCAGGUGGGGACAGCAGUGCAACAGAAAGCUGGGAUGAGGAGCUUUCUCCUUCCACUGUGUUGUAUACAGCAACACAGCACACACCUACAAGCAUCACCUUAACUGUUAGAAGAACCAAACCCAAGAAGCGGAAAAAGAGUCCAGAAAAGGGUCGUGCAGCACCAAAGACAAAGAAAAUCAAGAAUUUGAUCCAGAUGUUUGAAGGGCCACUUUUGCUCUACUUGCAAAAAUCGGCUAAUCUGUUGUCAACAUGUAGACCAACCUCUCUUCUGCCACUCCAUACCAUCACAACUGGCACAAAGUUUCUUCUCCUCCAAGCCCCAUCCCAGGCAUUUCGAGAGGGAUCCCGGAAGUCCUUGCGGAUGAAGAAUUCUCCUUCUGAAGCACAGAAUUUAGAUGAGAAUACAACUGAGGGAUGGGAAAAUCGGAUAAGACUAUGGACUGAUCAGUAUGAAGAAGCUUUCUCUAAUCAAUACAGUGCAGAUGUACAGAAUGCCCUUGAACAACAUCUACAUUCUAGCAAGGAAUUUGUGGGCAAACCUGCUAUUUUAGACACUAUCAAUAAGACUGAAUUGGCCUGCAAUAAUACAGUUAUUGGUUCCCAAAUGCAGCUACAGUUGGGAAGAGUCACUCGUGUUCAAAAGCACCGGAAGAUCCUGAGGGCUGCACGAGAUUUGGCUUUGGACACUCUUAUAAUAGAGUAUCGAGGGAAAGUCAUGUUACGACAGCAAUUUGAGGUCAAUGGGCAUUUCUUCAAAAAACCAUACCCCUUUGUGCUCUUCUACUCAAAAUUCAAUGGUGUAGAGAUGUGUGUGGAUGCACGUACUUUCGGUAAUGAUGCUCGGUUCAUCAGAAGAUCAUGUACACCAAAUGCAGAGGUGCGACACAUGAUUGCAGAUGGGAUGAUUCACCUGUGUAUCUAUGCUGUGUCUGCUAUCACCAAGGAUGCUGAAGUCACCAUAGCAUUUGAUUAUGAGUACAGUAACUGUAAUUAUAAAGUAGACUGUGCAUGUCACAAGGGGAACCGGAAUUGCCCUAUACAGAAAAGGAAUCCCAAUGCUGCAGAACUGCCACUCCCACCUCCUCCAAGCCUACCCAUUGUUGGAGCAGAGACAAGACGGAGAAAAGCACGGCGGAAAGAGCUAGAGAUGGAGCAGCAGAAUGAGACUGUAGAGGAGGAUACCAACCCACAAGCAGAACAAGUUCCUGCUGAGAAAGUGACUGUAUCCAGUGACCAUGAGGAAAUAGACAAUCCAGAAGAAAAGGCAGAAGAAGAAAAAGAAGAGGUUACAGAUGACCAGGAGAACCCAGCUCAUAGCAGGAGGACCCGGGAAGAUAGGAAGGUUGAAGCCAUCAUGCAUGCUUUUGAAAACUUGGAGAAAAGAAAGAAGCGACGGGAUCAGUCCUUGGAACAAAGCAACUCUGACAUAGAGGUUACUACCAAUGCCUCAGAGACAGCUGUAGGGGAAGAAACAAAAACUGAAACUCCUGAAUCUGAAGUUAGCAACUCUGCUUCAAAUGUGGCCAUCCCAAGCACCCCACAGAGUAUUGGGGUGAACACCCGAAGGUCUUCCCAAGCUGGGGAUGUUGCUAUAGAAAAGCCAGUCCCCAAACCACCUCCAGCAAAGCCUUCUAGGCCCCGACCGAAGAGUCGUAUUUCUCGGUACCGGACCAGUUCAGCCCAAAGACUAAAGCGUCAGAAGCAGGCCAUUGCACAGCAGGCAGAGUUGUCACAAGCUGCCUUGGAAGAAGGAGGAAAUAACAGUUCAGUAACUCCUACUGAAGCUGGAAGUAUAGACAGUUCAGGAGAAAACAGGCAAUUAACAGGUUCUGACCCAACUAUGGCAUCAGUAACUGGAUCCCAUGUCAACCGUGCAGCAUCUAAAUACCCCAAAACCAAAAAGUAUCUAGUUACAGAAUGGUUGAAUGACAAAGCUGAGAAGCAAGAAUGCCCUGUUGAGUGCCCUUUACGUAUCACCACGGACCCAACUGUACUGGCAACGACCCUGAACAUGUUACCUGGUCUUAUCCAUUCCCCGUUAAUUUGCACCACCCCCAAACACUACAUUCGCUUUGGCUCACCCUUUAUCCCUGAGAGGCGUCGAAGGCCCCUUCUGCCUGAUGGCACGUUCAGCUCCUGUAAAAAGCGCUGGAUAAAGCAGGCCUUGGAAGAAGGAAUGACUCAAACAUCAUCUGUACCCCAAGAGACUAGAACUCAGCACCUAUACCAAAGUAAUGAAAAUAGUAACUCUUCUAGUAUCUGCAAAGACAAUGCAGAUUUGUUGAGCCCUUUAAAGAAAUGGAAGUCUCGCUAUCUGAUGGAGCAGAAUGUCACCAAGUUACUUCGGCCUCUUUCUCCAGUCACACCACCCCCUCCCAAUCCAGGCUCAAAGAGCCCCCAGCUGACCACACCUGGCCCAUCUCACCCAGAAGAAGAAUGUCGAAAUGGAUACAGCCUCAUGUUCUCACCAAUCACGUCUCUUACUACUGCUAGUCGCUGUAAUACUCCUCUGCAGUUUGAGAACAUAUCCUCCCCUGAGAGUUACCCUGCGAAUAGGCCCGAAUCCCUGUCACCCGAGCUUUGUCACCGAAAAGACCUGGACUUGACAAAAGUAGGCUACCUUGACUCCAACACUAACAGCUGUGCUGACAGACCGUCCCUCAUCAACUCAGCUCAUUCUGACCUGGCUCCUCACCCCUCCAUUGGGCCCACCUCUGAGACUGGCUUUCCCAGCAGGAAUGGGGAUGGACAUCAGACCCUCGUGAGGAACUCGGACCAGGCAUUUCGGACAGAGUUUAACUUAAUGUAUGCCUAUUCCCCGUUGAACGCUAUGCCUCGAGCAGAUGGAUUAUAUCGAGGGUCUCCCCUAGUAGGAGAUAGGAAGCCUUUACAUUUGGACGGGGGAUAUUGUUCCCCUGCAGAAGGGUUUCCCAGCAGAUAUGAACAUGGUUUUAUGAAAGAAGUCUCUCGUGGAUCCAUGUCACCUGGUGGUGAAAGGGCUUGUGAAGGAGUCCCAUCUGCCCCCCAGAACCCACCACAGAGGAAAAAGGUAUCCCUGCUGGAGUACCGCAAACGGAAACAGGAAGCCAAGGAGAAUUCUGGUGGGGGCAGUGACUCUGCACAGAGCAAAAGCAAGUCUGCAGGAGCUGGGCAAGGCAGCAGUAACUCACUUUCUGACACUGGUGCCCACGGUGUGCAGGGAUCCUCAGCCCGAACCCCAUCUUCCCCUCACAAAAAGUUCUCCCCAUCUCAUUCCUCUCUGUCCCAUUUGGAGGCGGUAAGCCCAUCUGAUUCCAGAGGCACUUCAUCUCACUGCAGACCACAAGAGAAUAUCAGCAGUAGGUGGAUGGUUCCCACAUCAGUAGAACGACUCCGAGAAGGAGGGAGCAUCCCCAAGGUCCUCCGAAGCAGUGUGAGAGUGGCCCAAAAAGGAGAGCCUUCUCCCACAUGGGAGAGUAACAUCACAGAGAAAGACUCAGACCCUGCAGAUGGAGAAGGCCCAGAGACACUGAGCUCGGCACUCUCAAAAGGAGCGGCCGUUUACAGCCCUUCCAGAUACAGCUACCAGCUCCUGCAGUGUGAUAGUCCACGGACAGAAUCACAAAGCCUACUUCAACAAAGUUCCUCCCCCUUUCGAGGACAUCCCACCCAAUCUCCAGGAUACAGUUAUCGAACUACUGCACUGAGACCUGGAAACCCCCCCUCUCACGGUUCUUCAGAAUCCUCCCUCUCCUCUACGUCCUAUUCCAGCCCCGCCCACCCUGUGUCCACAGACUCAUUGGCCUCAUUUACGGGGACCCCAGGGUAUUACAGCAGCCAGCCACAUUCUGGAAACAGCACGGGCAGCAGUCUUCCAAGGAAGAGCUGCCCUUCGAGUGCUGCUAGCCCUACCCCGCAGGGGCCCUCAGACUCACCGACCUCAGACUCGGUUUCCCAGUCCAGCACAGGAACUCUGAGUUCCACCUCCUUUCCUCAGAACUCUAGGUCGUCAUUGCCAUCAGACUUACGGACUAUCAGUCUGCCCAGUGCUGGGCAGUCCACUGCCUACCAGGCCUCCAGGGUAUCUGCGGUUUCCAAUUCACAGCACUACCCGCACCGCGGGAGUGGGGGUGUGCACCAGUACCGACUCCAGCCAUUGCAAGGGUCGGGAGUCAAGACUCAGACAGGACUUUCCUAGGGCUUCUGGAUUUGGGCAAACCGAACUGAAUGAGCCCAUAGCUGCUUCCUUCCAGCUGCCUCUGGAACCUAGGCCAAGCAGAUUGCUGGGGAAGGGGGUACAAGGUGCCAGAGGAUUGGGUCUGGUCGACAAGAAACAAGACUUGUGGUCACAACAGGCUCAGGCCUUGGAGAAAGAUGUAAAUCUUGUCUGAAGCAGAGACUAUAAAGAAGUUUCUCCCUGCUGUUAAGGGUACAUUGUUGACAAGCAAAUGGUGUUUCGGUUAGUAACGGUUCUAAGUGCAAUGAGUUGUGUUGAAGCCUCCGUCUCCCAUCCUUGCCUGUAGCCUGUAGUCACUUGUGCAGUGAGGACAUCUUUUUAAAUCCAAAAAAAGUUUUCUUUUCAAAGAAAAAAAAAUGUGAAAAGAGCCAAUCUCCAAACCCCAAGCCAUCUAAUAGUGUUAGGGUUUUAUGCACUUAAAAAAAAAGGUAGGUAUGUAAAUGUUCACCGGAAGACAACCAUUCCAAAAGCAGAUAUCCAGCCAAGAUGUGUCCACCAAGUAUGUUCCUACCUUUGUCUUUAAAUCACCGAGAAAUAGGCAGGGAUAGUGAAGCUUGGAAUGUGCUCUAAGGGAUGCCUGGCUCUCUGAAGAAAAGCUUGUGGUCAAUCCUUGAUUAUUCAGGAGCAGAUUAACCUAGUAGAUUGUCUGAUCCCCCAGCUGUUACCAUCCCACUCCCCUUCCCCAAGCUAUUUCACAGCUCAGUAACCCAUGAAGUAAUAGGUAAAGGAAAGAGGAAUGAUAAGAGAGGUGGGCCAAUUGCUACUUAUCAGCUGUUGGCAAUAAAUUUACUUAGGAAGUAUCCCAGAUGGUUUGGGAAUUCUUUGAAUUUUAUUUUUUCUACUCCCAAUUAAUCAGGAGUUGACGAUCCCAUGAGUAGGACCGCCUCCGUGAUUGGGGAGCAUGCACUCGUGACUGCAGGGUAAGAGUGGAAAGAUUUGUGGAGUGGUGCCGACAGGACUGUGAUUGUGUGUGGGCAUGUUCCACAUUUCUUUGGGGGAUGCUUAUUUGAGAGUGGCCUGGGUGAGACAGUUAGAAAGCCACCCACGCACCUAACACUGUUCUGGAUGAGAGACAAGAGCAGACUGGCUUCUCCCCAUCAG